AUGGCACCAAGUGAUUAUAUCUCGGCGGGCUCCGGCAAACUCAAACUGAAAGGCGUGAAGGACUCUAAAGUCGAUAAGAAGAAAAAGAAGAAAUCUUCCUCCAAGGCCAGGGACGAUGAACACUCUGCACCAGGUCAGACGAUGGAUGGAGGCGCCGACGAUCAGUUCAAGGAUCGGUCAGUCAUGUUGAGAAACUUGGAGGAGGAAGAUCAAAAGAUAGCGAGCGACGCAGAGAAGGAGUUGCAGAGACGAAAAGCCGAUUCAGCUGGACGCGCAGAUGAUAGGGCGGAACUGGAGGAGGAAGACGAAGGGGUGGUUGUUAAGACAGAAGCAGAGAAGCGGUAUGAGGAGCAGAGACGGAGAAGGCUCGAAGAACGCCUAAAACGAGAAGGUGUCAAGACGCACAAGGAGCGGGUCGAGGAGUUGAAUCGCUACCUUAGUAGUCUGAGCGAGCAUCAUGACAUGCCCCGAAUAGGACCCGGAUAA
Molecule: messenger RNA, 486 nt
Organism: Cladophialophora bantiana CBS 173.52
Lineage: Eukaryota; Fungi; Ascomycota; Eurotiomycetes; Chaetothyriales; Herpotrichiellaceae
Exons: 2
Coding region: 1-486 (161 amino acids)
Cellular component (GO): nucleolus
Source: RefSeq, a predicted model, not a curated record